GAGGAGCCGGGCGCGAUGGAGCGGAAGAGGUGGGAGUGCCCGGCGCUCCCGCAGGGCUGGGAGAGGGAAGAAGUGCCCAGAAGGUCGGGGCUGUCGGCCGGCCACAGGGAUGUCUUUUACUAUAGCCCAAGCGGGAAGAAGUUCCGCAGCAAGCCGCAGCUGGCGCGCUACCUGGGCGGCUCCAUGGAUCUGAGCACCUUUGACUUCCGCACGGGCAAGAUGCUGCUCAGCAAGAUGAGCAAGAGUCGGCAGCGCGUGCGCUAUGACUCGUCCAACCAGGUCAAGGGCAAGCCUGACUUGAAUACGGCGCUGCCCGUGCGGCAGACGGCCUCCAUCUUCAAGCAACCGGUGACCAAGAUCACCAACCACCCGAGCAACAAGGUGAAGAGCGACCCGCAGAAGGCGGUGGAGCAGCCGCGCCAGCUCUUCUGGGAGAAGAAGCUGAGUGGCCUCAACGCCUUCGACAUCGCCGAGGAGCUAGUCAAGACCAUGGACCUGCCCAAGGGCCUGCAGGGGGUAGGUCCCGGCUGCACGGACGAGACCUUGUUGUCAGCGAUCGCUAGCGCCCUGCACACCAGCACCAUGCCCAUCACCGGCCAGCUCUCGGCCGCCGUGGAGAAGAACCCCGGCGUGUGGCUGAACACGACGCAGCCCCUGUGCAAGGCCUUCAUGGUGACGGAUGAGGACAUCAGGAAGCAGGAGGAGCUGGUGCAGCAGGUGCGGAAGCGGCUGGAGGAGGCGCUGAUGGCCGACAUGCUGGCCCACGUGGAAGAGCUGGCCCGCGACGGCGAGGCCCCGCUGGACAAGGCCUGCGCCGACGAGGACGACGACGACGACGAGGAGGAGCCCGAGCAGGACCAGGAGCUGGAGCAGGUGUAGCGUAGAUGCCUGCCCAGGAGCCCCUGCUGCAGGGCCCCCAGCUCGCCUCGGAGCAGCCGCGCGCGGGACCAGGCUGCCCGGCCCUGAGGCAGGGCCCCCAGCUCGGCUCGGAGCAGCUGCCGUCCACCCGUGGCCCUCGGGGGCGCGGCUCUGUGAAGACCCGGGUUCUAGAGGUGCCGCCGGCUCCUGGGCCCUGCCCGGCCACGAGGACUGCGCGAAGUCGCCGCCGCCAUUGCGUUGGUGAAGCGCAGGGUGUCCAGCCCCGGCCCGGCCCCGGCGGGCGUGGAGCUGCCCGGGCCAGCCUCCUGGGCGGUGCUCUCCGGCUGGGCUGGGCCUCAGCCCCGAGCGAGUGUGCGCCCCACCGGCCGCUUCCCUCAAUAAACGGGUGACGCGGACGGGC
Molecule: messenger RNA, 1279 nt
Organism: Lepus europaeus (European hare)
Lineage: Eukaryota; Metazoa; Chordata; Mammalia; Lagomorpha; Leporidae
Gene: MBD3
Product: methyl-CpG binding domain protein 3
Exons: 7
Coding region: 16-879 (287 amino acids)
Molecular function (GO): DNA binding
Source: RefSeq, a predicted model, not a curated record